Molecule: messenger RNA, 2986 nt
Organism: Melanotaenia boesemani (Boeseman's rainbowfish)
Lineage: Eukaryota; Metazoa; Chordata; Actinopteri; Atheriniformes; Melanotaeniidae
Gene: elp2
Product: elongator acetyltransferase complex subunit 2
Exons: 22
Coding region: 8-2527 (839 amino acids)
Biological process (GO): tRNA wobble uridine modification
Cellular component (GO): elongator holoenzyme complex
Molecular function (GO): protein binding
Source: RefSeq, a predicted model, not a curated record
UACCAAGAUGGCGGCGUCCAUAAUUGAAACAUGCAAUGUAGCAUGUUGUGCAAACAGGACACCAAAUGUCGUUUCUUGGGGACGUGGAAGUAUCAUUGCCUUCGGGACAUGCAACUCCGUGGCGUUGUAUAACCCACAGGAAAGAAGAGUUAUCGCUGUGUUGAAUGGACACACAGGGAGAGUGAAUGCAGUCCAGUGGGUUCACAGAAAGGACAAUGCUCCAGAGUGUCAUCUUGUCUCGGGAGGCUCAGACAAUCGGCUCAUCCUCUGGGAAGCUCAAAAUGGGAAGUUCAUCCAGUCAGUGGAGUGUAAAGGCCACACUGGUCCUGUCUGUGCCGUGGAUACAAUCUACACAGAGGACUCAAAGAUCCUGGUGGCCUCAUCUUCAUCAGAUUCCACAGUUAGAUUGUGGCAUUGCAGUUAUACUAAAGAAGCUGAGUGCCUCCAUGUCGUAUCAUUUGGCAGCGGUUUUAUGAUGGAUGUUUCCCUGACGCUGUUGCCAGGCACUGGAGUUCCCAUACUGGCCUGUGGUGGUGAUGACUCUCGGGUACAUCUGUAUGUUCAGUCCAAAGGGCAGUUCCAGAAAGCCAUGUCACUGCAAGGACAUGAAGAUUGGGUUCGUGGAGUGGAAUGGGCAUCUACAGGUGGGGAGCUGUUAUUAGCCAGCUGCUCCCAGGACUCUCUCAUCAGAGUGUGGAGGCUUUGUGCCAAGUCUAGCACAGAUGCCAGCACAGAGGACGAUCACAACAUCAUCAGAAUGAAAGAGGACAUUUUUGAAGUGAAGGAUAGAGAAGUGUCCUCAGUCUUUGCUGUGUCCCUUGAAACGGUCCUGGCAGGCCACGAGAACUGGGUUUAUGGAGUGCACUGGCAGCCUCCUGUCUAUAAAGAUGGCAAGCUGCAACAGCCGCUCAGUUUACUUUCUGCAUCUAUGGACAAAACUAUGAUCCUCUGGGCUCCUGAGGAGGGAUCUGGUGUCUGGGUAGAGCAGGUGCGUGUAGGGGAGGUGGGUGGAAACACUCUGGGCUUUUAUGGCUGCCAGAUGAGUCCAGAUGGCUCCAUGAUUGUCGCUCAUGCUUUUCAUGGAGCACUGCAUCUCUGGUGCAAGGACCAAGACAAAGAGGGAGGGUGGAGACCAGGAGUUGUCAUAUCAGGUCACUUUAAUGCAGUCCAAGACCUGAGCUGGGAUCCCGAGGGUGAGUUUAUCCUUACUGUGAGCUCAGACCAGACCACCAGACUGUUCACUCCAUGGAAGAAGCAAGACAGCAAACAGGCAACCUGGCAUGAAAUCUCGCGGCCGCAGAUCCACGGAUACGACAUGCAGUGUCUGGCCAUGGUCGGGAGGUUUCAGUUUGUGUCUGGGGCUGAUGAGAAAGUCCUGAGAGUGUUCCAGGCUCCUCGCAAUUUUGUGGAAAACUUUGCAAACAUCUCUGGGACCUCAAAAGAAGAGCUGCUGAUAUCCAGCGACUCUGCCAACCUUCCAGAAGGAGCCAGCACACCUGCCCUAGGUCUGUCCAACAAGGCUGUAUUUCCAGGUGACCUUGUCCCAAAAACCAAUGAAGAAGAGAAGCAGUUCAAUAGUAUAUCCGACCAAUACCAGGAGUCUUACUUCCACCCACUCAACCUGACGGAGCCACCACCAGAGGAUCAUCUUCUCCAGAACACACUUUGGCCAGAGGUCCAGAAGCUGUACGGACAUGGCUUUGAAAUGUUCUGCCUCGCAUCUGACAGCACAAGAACAGUGGUUGCGUCUGCAUGCAAGGCAUCUAAAGCCGAGCACGCUGCAGUGCUGCUGUGGAGUACAACCACAUGGCGUCAGUUCCAGAUGUUGCCGUGUCACUCACUCACUGUUACCCAGAUGGGCUUCUCACCUGAUGCUCAGUUCCUAUUGGCUGUUUCCAGAGAUCGCACCUGGUCUUUAUGGAGGCGGAGCCUGCCCACAGCAGAAAGCCCAGAGCCUCUGUUCUCUCUGCACGCACACACAGGGAAGGACACAGCCAUGCACAGUCGAAUUAUCUGGUCAUGUGACUGGAGCCCCGACAGCAAGUACUUUGUGACAUCCAGCAGGGACAAGAAGGUGAUAGUGUGGGGCCCCUGCAGACUGGACUGCUCUGAAGAACCUGAGCUUCCUGUGGAAAUUAAACCAUGUUCCUCUAUCUUGGAUGUGGGAGAUUCUGCUACGGCUGUAGCUUUCUGCCCUGUUCUCUGCUCUGGCCACAGCUACCUGCUUGCAGUUGGCCUGGAGUGUGGAAAGAUCCUGCUGUACAAGUGGAGACCUGGCCAGGAGGCUGCUGGAGGGGGUGACUGGACCAGCUGUGGAGAAACUGACACAUCACAAAGCCAUUCUUUGGCAGUCAAGCGACUCCGCUGGAGGCCCAGGGCUGGUAGAGCCGGUCGAGAGAACAGCGAGCGGAUUGGACAAAGUGACAGAGAGAGUGAAGUUGAGGACGAGAGCUCCUGGGUCCAACUUGCCAGUGCCAGUGUUGACCAUUCUGUCAAAAUCUUCAACAUCAACAAACGGUCUCUUUAGCACCACCAACACUGACACUAUUAUGUCUCUCAAGUCUAGAUAGAUGCUUGGACUGAGGGCCACAGGCCUGUAUGGGGCACCAAGGGCACAGCUGCUCGAUGGCGAACUAUUCAAUCCAUGCGACAGCCAGUUAAGUCAUGGGUCAGUCAUAGGACAACCCCACAGCACACAAGCCCUGCAGUCUGUCUGCACAAAGCAGAAUGGUGAAAAUAACCAUCACUGCAAGAUGGUAUUUUGCUUGGACACCUCAGUGUUUUAGAUUUAGAGAAUAACACAUUGCUGGAUGUCAACACAGACUGCAUACUCACAGGUUAUCUAAGGACAUGUUUAUAUGGUGGACUGAAUUCUUCAAAUAACAAAUCAGAAAGAUCUCAGCCAUUCUUUUGUCUCUUAUUUUAUGAAAUGCAAAUAAGAGUCAAAUGUUGUUACUUGUGACCAACUAAUUAAAUCUUUUGUUUU